This is a messenger RNA of Manis javanica (Malayan pangolin), 2864 nucleotides long. It is a transcript of the gene ADORA2A, whose product is annotated as adenosine A2a receptor. Gene Ontology annotation, biological process: G protein-coupled adenosine receptor signaling pathway; adenylate cyclase-activating G protein-coupled receptor signaling pathway. Lineage: Eukaryota; Metazoa; Chordata; Mammalia; Pholidota; Manidae. Gene Ontology annotation, molecular function: G protein-coupled adenosine receptor activity. The record is from RefSeq and is a predicted model, not a curated record. Gene Ontology annotation, cellular component: plasma membrane.
CUACAGACAGAUUUGAGGAGGAGCGAGCCCUGGGCACUUCCUGGGUCACAGACCGACAGUGGGGAGGCGAUGGCACCGAGGCACUGACCCAGCCCGGCUCCUCCGAGAGGCCCCGAGAGGCCGGGGCAUCCCUGGGGUCGUCUUGUGAGGGAGUGCGGGCGGGGGUCCAGAGGGCUUCGCAGGGCCAGGAGGACGCCGGCCCGCCCCUCAUCGAAGGGCAGGGCGUGUGGACCCGGAGGUAGGGGCCGGAAGGGACGGCAGCCGGGAGAGCUCGCUGGGGGGCUUCCCGUCGGGGCCUCGCCCUGCUGAGGGCCUGGCCGGGCUCCCCCUGCGCCCAGGGGCCGCCCCUGCCCCCUCCGGGCCUCGGUUUCCCCGCGGGGCGGGGCGAGGACAGCGCGGGUCUCGAAGCCGCCUGCAGGGGGCGCCCGUGGGCGCCGCGGCCGGAGCCCGAGCACGAGCGGCGGCCGAGACAGCGGGAGCCGGCGCGCGAGCGGCAGACUUUGUCCCCUGUGAGGUUUCCGUGAGAAUUCCUCAGCACCAUCUUCAAGUCCCCGAUGGUCUCCGCAGCUGUGUGCACGCCUCAGGUGACCCGCCCUCCGGUGCUUAGGAGCCCUGACGCUGAGCUGGGUGGGCCGCGAUGCUGGAGCCGCUGGAGGGGACCUGCUUUCUGGAGGCGUGGAGCUAGCUGCCAAAGCCCGUGGGGAGCCCCCCCACCGACAGACCGCUCUUGGCUCCUGUGGAGGAGGGGCUGGGGCCUGGGCAGGGCCACCGCGCUGCAGCUAUGGACCAUGAGCUGGCCUGGCCCGCACCCCUGCUGACCCUGCCCGUCCGCAGCCAUGGUCUCAUGGGCUUCCUGGUGUACAUCGUGGUGGAGCUGGCCAUUGCUGUGCUGGCCGUCCUGGGCAAUGUGCUGGUGUGCUGGGCUGUGUGGCUCAACAGCAACCUACAGAAUGUCACCAACUACUUCGUGGUGUCGCUGGCAGCGGCCGACAUCGCUGUGGGCGUCCUCGCGAUCCCCUUCGCCAUCACCAUCAGCUCGGGCUUCUGUGCCUCCUGCCACAGCUGCCUCUUCUUUGCCUGCUUCGUGCUGGUCCUCACGCAGAGCUCCAUCUUCAGCCUCCUGGCCAUUGCCAUUGACCGCUACAUCGCCAUCCGCCUCCCCCUCCGGUACAACGGCCUGGUGACCGGCACAAGGGCCAAGGGCAUCAUCGGGGUCUGCUGGGUGCUGUCGUUCGCCAUUGGCCUGACCCCCAUGCUGGGCUGGAACAGCUGCGGCCGGCCCAGCGCAGGCGGGAACCGCUCGCAGGGCUGCGGCGCAGGCCAGGUGGCCUGCCUCUUUGAGGACGUGGUCCCCAUGAACUACAUGGUGUACUACAACUUCUUCGCCUGCGUCCUGGGGCCCCUGCUGCUCAUGCUGGGCGUCUACCUGCGGAUCUUCCUGGCGGCGCGGCGCCAGCUGAAACAGAUGGAGAGCCAGCCUCUGCCGGGGGCGCGGGCCCAGUCCACGCUGCAGAAGGAGGUCCACGCGGCCAAGUCCCUGGCCAUCAUCGUGGGGCUCUUCGCCCUCUGCUGGCUGCCGCUGCACAUCAUCAACUGCUUCACCUUCUUCUGCCCCGCAUGCAGCCACGCGCCCGCCUGGCUCAUGUACCUGACCAUCGUCCUCUCCCACACCAACUCCGUGGUGAACCCCCUCAUCUACGCCUACCGCAUCCGCGAGUUCCGCCAGACCUUCCGCAAGAUCAUCCGCAGCCACAUCCUGAGGCGGCGGGAGCCCUUGAAGGCAGGCGGGACCAGCGCCAGGGCCUCGGCCGCUCACGGCAGCGACGCGGAGCAGGUCGGCCUCCGCCUCAACGGCCACCCGCCGGGCAUGUGGGCCAACGGCAGCGCCCCGCACCCUGAGCGGAGGCCCAACGGCUACACUCUGGGGUUUGUGAGCAGAGCAAGUGCCCCCGAAUCCCACGGGGACGUGGAGCUCCUCAGCCACGAGCUCAAGGGAGCAGGCCCAGAGCACCCUGGGCUCACGGGCCCCCCGGCCCCGGCCGGAGCGGGAGUGUCCUGAUGCGCCUGAGUUCACGCUCUCCUGCGGGGAGGACGUCCUUCUUUCCGCUCGGCAGAGGAGUGUGCCGAGGGCCCCUUCUUGCGGCCAGCUCCCCUGUGCACCGAGGAAGGAGCCCUGGCUGGAGCGGCAUGAGGCCAGCAGGAAGGGUUUGGAGUCCAGGGAGGCAGGCGUUCUAGGUUGGGAGGCCCUGCACCGGGCGGGCCGCAGCCCCAGAGCAUCUUCACCCGGCGGGGGACCUGGUCCCCAACACCAGGAGGUGCCACGUCUCCGCAGAGCAGCUGCAGCAAAGCAGGCUGCCUAGCCCCGAGGCAGGGGAGUGGCUCCAUCAGGCCCCCUGCCACACACACACCACCCUCCCGGGACUUUCUGAGGACUCAGAAGCUGCUGUGCCUGGAGGUGGCCUUCGACUAUUUUUUCCCAGGAAAAAAUAUAAGCGUGAGGAAAUCCUUUUUUAAAAUUAUCUUGCCUGCCUUGUAGCCAGGUCCGUUGUUAGUCCCGCUGCUAACCUGGCACCAGGAGCCCCAGGCAGCCCUCGGCCACAGCCGUGAGCUGCCACGCACGUCUCACCCUGUCCGUCUAGGGCCAUUUCCUGGGACCACAAAGCUGGACUCAAGUACGGAGGACUGUUAACGGGGCAGAGCCAGCGUGUGGGCUCAGGAGGAAGCCAGGGCUGACCCACCACGGGGUGUCCUAACAGCUCAGAGCUUCCCAGUUAGUGGCCCUAGGUAACCACCUUUCCUUCUGAAGGGAAUGGUUUUUUUUGUGAGAUAAAAUAAAAAUGAGCCACGUUGUGUUUUAUGCUUGU